AUGUCGCAACAACAAUCACAUCCUACGGGUACCUUGGCAAACCUGCCCCAACCGCCCUCCAAUCCGGACACCCCGUCUGAGAUGCCUGGCACCCCAACCAGCACCACCACCUCGCUUUCCACCCUCUCCACAACCGCCAUCAAAGAUGGCCACCGCGGCCAUGUCCAUCAUGGUAGCGGACCACAUACAAGUAACCGCUUCAGCGGCGACUACACCCGAUAUUCCCCUUCCAACCCCGAAGCCGAGCGCAACGAUCGCAUAAGCCGUCUCCCGGGCAUGAUGUCCGCCCUGCGCGGUGUCCAGUCUGCCGGCUCUACCGGGACUCCUCAACAAGGCAUGAACAACCCCUCAUAUGGCCAGUCUUCCUUCUACCAGCAGCAGCAGCAGCAACAACAAAUGGAGCAAAGCAACCCCAAUGUACCGGUAACGCCAGCCUACUUUGACGCAGCAGGCCAGCCCAGAGCCGCAACCAAAAUGUCCACGGUCGGCUCCGCCUCGGCCACCGACUCGGCAUACGAGGGCACCACCACCGCCUCGCUUUCGGCCACCUCGCACACCGGCACUAACACCGAGACCGCCCCCGAUCUUGAUGACGGCGAUGACCAGAGCAUGACCAUGAACCUAGACUCCCGUGACAACGACACGGAUAUGCCGACGACGAGUCCUCCGGCCAGCGGGUACGCCACGGGCCCCGACGCCAUGAUGGAUGAUGACGAGGAGAACCUGGCUACUCGGAGUGUCGGCACGUUUGAGGACAGGAUGAGCGACUACGAUGAUGGCCGGGAAAGCUUGGUUGGCUUUGGAGAAGGUGCGGGAAGUACGGUUAGUGGACCGAUAUACCACCGACGUCCGUUGCCUGGACAGAACAUAUCCGGUGGUCCUUCUGGAUGGGGCCUGGAGAGGAGUAGCUCCGGAUUGUCAGAUACGCUCGCUGGCAGCAGCGGUUUCCCCCCGACGAGCAGUGGUAGCGUAGGCAGAGGAGUCGCCGGUGGUGGAGGAAGGGACGUUAUCCGCGACAUCAUCCGUCGGGAAGGUGGUAUGCUCCAGGACCGCGAAUACAGCGUUGGUGGUGGUCACGACUCGACGCCCGCCAACCAAUCGGCCGUGUUUAACGAGCGCCGUGAUGCCAGAAUGGUGGAUGGCGUCGCCCUUGACCGCGAUCACAACCCCGCUGCUGCUGGUGGUGCCCGCGUCCGGAGCCAGUUUGCGCCGAUGGAUGAGGAUUUUGUCGAUACAACGGCCACCGGCCCCUUGCCUCUUCCGCAGAAUUUUUCUCCCACUUCGGCUGGUCGUCAUUAUCGCGAAGAGAGGCCGAGGUCGAAUCAGCAGCAGCAGCAUCCGUACCCGUUCCAGCAAUAUCAACAUCAUCUCCAGCAACAGCAACGUCAGCAGCAACAAUAUCAACAGCUUCAGCAGCAGCAGCAGCAGCAUAGUCAGUCUCAAUCGGAGUUUCAGCUGCGGCCGAUGGAAGUGUCGUCACCGAUGACGCGGCCGACGGGCGAAGCAGAUCCGAGGGAGACGGCGGAGAGGAUGCUGGAGGAUAACCUGACUGCGCAUGACUGGAAGAAUGUGUGA
Neurospora hispaniola is the source of this 1575-nucleotide messenger RNA. RefSeq lists its product as uncharacterized. The record is from RefSeq and is a predicted model, not a curated record. The transcript has 2 exons. The coding region runs from base 1 to 1575 and encodes 524 amino acids. NCBI's taxonomy places the organism in Eukaryota, Fungi, Ascomycota, Sordariomycetes, Sordariales, Sordariaceae.